UGGGCACAGGUGGGUGGCACUGGUGGGCACAGGUGGGUGGCACUGGUGGGCACAGGUGGGUGGCACUGCUGGGCACAGGUAGGUGGCACUUCUGGGCACAGGUGGGUGCACUGCUGGGCACAGGUGGGUGCACUGCUGGGCGGAGCUAGUGGGCGCACUGCUGGGCACAGGUGGGCGGAACUUGUGGGUGGCACUGCUGGGCACCGAUCAUCAGGGCACUGAUCAUCAGUGCCCUGAUGAUCGGUGCCGAUCCUCGCUCUGACAACUGCCGGUUCUCGGCAGUACUUUCCUCAUGAUCUGACAGCGUGAGGAAAGUGCAGCCGAGAACCGGCACUUGCAU
Staurois parvus is the source of this 340-nucleotide messenger RNA. The record is from the annotation of a GenBank genome assembly. NCBI's taxonomy places the organism in Eukaryota, Metazoa, Chordata, Amphibia, Anura, Ranidae.